AUGGCCACCAAAGAAAAACUUCAAGAAAUCUCUAAUAUUGUUACUCAACACACCGAUUCAAUCUCUGAGAUGAAAACUGAGAUUCAAUCUUUGGGUGAUAAGAUGAAUCUUCUUAUUCAUUUGUUUCAAUCAGCGCAAUCUCCUCAACCUGGAUCGGAGAAUCAACAACCAAAUCCGGGUAACCCAUUUACAGAUCUUCAUCAGGUGAUUCAUAAUUUCUCCAAUACUGAAUCUCGUAAGUUCACUCGUACCCCCAAGGUUGAUUUUCCUCGUUUUAAUGGUAUUAAUCCUCGUGGUUGGGCUCCUAAAUGUGACCGGUAUUUUAGUUUACAUAAAUUUCCUGAUGAUGAACGUGUUGAUAUGGCUGCAAAUCAUUUCGAUUCAGCAGUAGAUUCAUGGUUUUUAAAUUACCAGCAGGGUAAAGAGUUUAUUUCAUGGGAUACCUUUAAACAUGAUUUAUGUGCUAGAUUUGAAGAUGUUGCUCAUGAUAAUUAUGUUGGUAGUUUCAAUAAACUAGCCCAAACCACCACUGUAGAGGAUUACUAUGAUCUUUGGGAGCACUAUAAAAGCUUUAUGAUAGCUACUUAUAUACCUGAGAGUUUUUAUACAUUAAGCUUCAUUAGUGGGUUAAAAGAGGAAAUAUGUACAGUUGUGCAAAUGUUCAAACCUAAGAAUACUGCAACAUCAUUUUAUUUGGCUAGGCUGCAAGAGGCUUCUCUACAUCACCAUCCUAAACCAACUAAAUCCUUUUCUAGACCAUUUGUUAGGAAAGAUAAGGGGCUUUGUUACAAUUGUGAUGAGUUCUACAGACAGGGUCACAUAUGUAAAACUCAACAAUUAUUCAUGAUAAUUGCUGAUGAAGACUUAGAGGACCAUGGUUCCUUAUCUACUGAAGAAAUAUCUGAUGCAUCUCCUUCGACUUCUGAUUCUACAAUUGAGAUUUCCUUACAUGCUUUGACAGGGAAUAUUGCUCAUGACACUAUUAGAAUCUCUGGUCAUCUCAAAAAGCAUCCUGUGGUUUUGCUAAUGGAGACAGUACCAUCAGCACGGGUAUUUGACAACGUCUCAACUAGGAAAUGCAAGGACAUCAAUUUUUCUGCGAAUUUACGGGUUCUUCCUCUAGGUAGAUGCGACAUUGUUUUAGGAGCAGAUUGGUUGCGCCAACUUGGUGAUGUUACCUUUAAUUUCAGUCAACUGAGCAUUUCUUUUAUACAUCAAGGUAACCCAAUCACACUUCAGGGUACUUCUUCUAAACCCUCUCCGAGUCGCCUUACUGCUUCUUCCUUAAAGAAGUUUAUUAAGAGUAACACCCCUACACUCAUAUGUCAAUUUUUCUCUAUUUCUACUACCCCUGUGCUUCCACCACCACCUGCAAUCUCUGCUCUCCUAGACACUUUUUCAGAUGUUUUCGCAGAACCUACUGGACUUCCUCCUUCUAGGUCACUUGACCAUCAAAUUCCACUAAAAACAGGGUCUAACCCAACUUCUCAAAGGCCAUAUAAGUGCCCUUAUGUCCAUAGGUCUGUGGUAGAAUCAUUAGUCUCUGAAAUGCUCUCUUCUGGUGUGAUACAACCCAGCCAUAGUCCAUUUGCUGCCCCUAUUCUCCUAGUUAAGAAGAAGGAUGAAACUAGGCGUUUUUGUGUAGAUUAUCGUAAACUCAAUGACAUCAUUGUUAAGGACAAAUUCCCAAUUCCACUUAUAGAAGAAUUACUUGAUGAGUUGAAUGAUUUUAUGCCAAAACUCGAGUACCUUGGCCACAUUAUCACUGCCAAUGGUGUUGCUGCAGACCCUGACGAAGUUGCAGCCAUGGUCAAUUGGCCACCACCACAAACUCUAAAGAAGCUACGAGGCUUCUUAUGA
Messenger RNA from Papaver somniferum (opium poppy), 1860 nucleotides. RefSeq lists its product as uncharacterized. NCBI's taxonomy places the organism in Eukaryota, Viridiplantae, Streptophyta, Magnoliopsida, Ranunculales, Papaveraceae. Bases 1 to 1860 code for a protein of 619 amino acids. The record is from RefSeq and is a predicted model, not a curated record. The transcript has 4 exons.